AUGAGCAUCGACCAGCUCGCGGACCAGAUCGAGCAGGCCAUGAGCCUCGCCGACCAAAUGCCCGCUGAUGGAACGGGACCUGCGCUUCCGCCUCAGCUGGCCUUGAACCGCAACAGGACGGCCGAAGAGGUGCUCGCAGACCUGAACAAGUCGCCGCUGUUCAUGACGGAGAUGGAGGAGAACGACGACAUCGCCGCGCUGCAGGCCCUGGCGUACGAGGGCACGGCGCUGGAGAACGCGGCGGACUUCAAGGAGCGCGGCAACGAGUGCUUCAAGGUCAAGGGCUACAAGGACGCCAGCGAGUUCUACGGCAAAGGCAUCGCCGUGCUCUUUGUCGAGGAGCGCAAGAGGGCCCAUGGUGAAGUCACAAAGCAUCCCGAGACCGGGGAGCCCGACUCCGAGGACGAGAUCCGGCAGCAGAAGGAGAUGCUCGAGGCCAUGUACGUCAACCGCGCGGCGUGCCACCUGGAGAUGCAAAACUACCGCAGCUGCUGGACCGACUGCGCGGCGGCGCUGCGGCUCAACCCGCGCAACGUCAAGGCGUACUAUCGGAGCGGAAAGGCGCUGCUGGCGGUGGAUCGCAUCGAGGAGGCUGAUGAUGUUUGCGCGAGGGGGCUGGCGAUUGAGCCGGAGAAUAAGGCGCUGCGGAGCGUUGCAGAUGGCAUCAUCAAGCGUGCCACGACGCUGGACGAGCUGAAACGAAAGGCGGCGAAACGAGAAGCGAAGAAGCAGCGUCGAGCACUGCUCCUCAAGACGGCCAUUGCUGCGAGAGGGAUUAAGAUGCGGACGACGGAGCAGCCGCCGGAGAUGGAGGACGCAAAAGUGAGACUGACACCGGACGAAGACGAUCCUUCGUCUGAGCUGGCGUUCCCCACGGUGUUGCUGUAUCCGCUGCACUUGGAAUCUGAUUUCAUCAAGGCCUUUCACGAGACGCAUUCCCUGGAGGAUCACCUAGGUUACAUAUUCCCCUUGCCGUGGGACAAAGAAGCACAGUAUACUCUUGCGGGGGUGACGUGCUACAUCGAGACGAAAGAAGGCGGAUUGAUCAAGAUGGGCAAGAAGGUCCCCCUUUUGAAGGUGCUGAGUGGAGGCAAAGUCGAGGUUGUAGAUGAGGUGGUGAGGAUUUUCGUACUGCCGACUUCAAAGGCGGAGGGAUGGGUCAAGGAGUUUAAAGAGAAGAGGGCAGCAGAGAGAGGAGAGCACAGAUGA
Messenger RNA from Trichoderma aggressivum f. europaeum, 1209 nucleotides. RefSeq lists its product as uncharacterized. Gene Ontology annotation, molecular function: Hsp70 protein binding; Hsp90 protein binding. Lineage: Eukaryota; Fungi; Ascomycota; Sordariomycetes; Hypocreales; Hypocreaceae. The transcript has a single exon. Bases 1 to 1209 code for a protein of 402 amino acids. The record is from RefSeq and is a predicted model, not a curated record. Gene Ontology annotation, cellular component: nucleus; cytosol. Gene Ontology annotation, biological process: protein folding.